Molecule: messenger RNA, 3267 nt
Organism: Schistocerca piceifrons (Central American locust)
Lineage: Eukaryota; Metazoa; Arthropoda; Insecta; Orthoptera; Acrididae
Gene: T48
Exons: 5
Coding region: 1-888 (295 amino acids)
Source: RefSeq, a predicted model, not a curated record
AUGCGAGUCCAGUGUGCUAACCACUCGCUCGGUGAUCAUCAUGUUCACAGGGUUAGUGACGCUGGCCUGGGCGGGCGGUCUCUGGCCGUGAUCGUGGGGUCGUGCGGCGGCGCCGCCGUCUGCGCCGGCAUGCUGCUGGCCGGCCUGCUGUACCUGCACUGCCGCCGCCGCAGGCUCGUCAAGAGGCUGGGGGCGGCGGAGGACGCCGCUCGCCGAGCAGCGGAGGGUCCAGAACGUGCGGCACUGCUGCGACAGCUAUCUUCGCUGCGGGUUGAUGCACCAGUCUUCCUGGCCAUGCUGAACGACACACGUCGCCAGGUGCGCCUGCUGCAAGGUUCUACCACCGAGUCCGUCCUUCAGGCAUACAGGCCAGUGCUGAGGGACUUGGCACGCAUUUUAAUACUUCUGAAUCGCCAAGAGAGUCAGAUUCGGUACCCACCCAAAGACUGGGAGACACUGCUGUCAUGGGGGGAGAGAGUUCUACGGAGAUACAAGAAACAAAACCCUCACCAGGUUGCCCAGGCACAGCUUGUAAACUUCCUGCAGGUGCCAAUACAGACGCAUGCUGUAUCGCCGCCACCUCCUAUAGUACCUCCUUCGGCUGACGACAGCUUGAGGAGGCCCCUCACCACAUUCCAGCCCCUGAGGAAAGUCAGCUCCAGCAGCAGCCGCAGCCCAGUAGAAAGCUCUGUGGAUGUGCGACACAGCUUUGGGAAUGGCAAUUGCUGGGAUGAGGAUGAGGGUUGGGACUGGGAGGGCGAGGAGGGAGCGGGUCCUCCCAGCUACACUGCUCUCACUGACUGGUCUGCUAGUCAUGAUUAUCUAGUAGAUGACAGCUUCCUUACAUUUGGCUUUCGGCCACAGGAUGAAAUUACCACUGAGCUGUGAUUAUCUACCAAAGUGGUGGUAUGUGACAUGAACCUUCUUUUCCAUUGAAUAACACCAGUCAUGGUGUACAGAUACAUGUAGAUUGUGUGCUGAUUGCAGAUCUAUGUGUGUAGCUGAAACCUACACACUGCAAAAUUUGGCAGCUGUAUCAGGCUCACUAUAUUAUUAUCAAUUUUCCAUUUCCUUAUAAUCUUAGCUUAAAUGUGUUGUUAAAUGUCUUGUGUGUCCAUUGAAGUAACACUUCAAAAGAGUGGUCAAUGCAGUUCACUUGACAGUGGGACAGUAAGCAGAAGACCAAGGCUUCCAAGUAACCUUCGGAAAGUCUCCAAUGCAUUAGACUGUUGCAGAUAUUCAGGAACCGGCAUUGAAAUGAUUACCACGAUUUUCAUCUCCAUCUCAGGAAAGCAUUUUACACUUCAACUGAUGUUCUUGAGAAGUAAUUGUUAAUGUAUGGUACAGAGAUAUUAGGGAAACAUGGAAGUAACUUGUCUCUUUAGCAUAAUUUUAUAUGGCAGAAAGCCGAUUGCUUAAGAUCAUUUGCUUAUAUGUUCUUUGUUGUUGUAAAAAUUUUGCUUUUUCUUUUCUAAACUAUCACCAGUAAGCAAAAUUGUUUAUCAAGGGUCAUCAUUCAUUGCGCCAUGCUUUACUGUUAUAUGAUGUUCGUCAGCCUUUAGGAUUUGCUAAUAUCUUCAGUGAAACUCCACAUAAAGAGUCUAAUAUGUUGCACUGUGUCCAUUGCAGCAAUAUGCUUGAAGUUUACCACUGUAUGCUUUUGUUAUUAUCAACAUGAAAAAAUCCCUUAAAAAAGCAGGCCAUGUAGGAUUUAUUGUAUUGUGUGUAACAUGGUACUCAUAAAUCUUAAAUUUAAUUGAAACCUCCAUACUAGAGUAGUUCUGAAGAGCACAAAUAUUUACAACUUUCAUUAAAAUAUUAUGCAAAAUAUCUUUCAUCUACAAAACUUUAUUUCCUUUAGAAGCAGUAUUAUACUGGAAAAUGUUGUUGCUAACUUAGAUAGAUUGGAACAUCCAAGUUAAAAUUACAUUCUCACUUCUUUAGAAAUGGGUGAAAUUGACUCAUCACACUGGCUUGGAAAACAUGGAACACAAGUAUGUGUGAUGGUAGGUAUGGCAGAUAUUUUCUGGUAAAAGGUGACUAGUUGUAACUGGAAGUACUGUAAUUUGAAUUUAUUUUGUGGCAUAUUUUUGACAUCUUUAGAAUUAUUGUGUUGUAGUAAAGUAGAAGUCUCUGUAUGAAAUCAUAUGAGCACUGUGAACCAAAAGUUGCACCAAGUUCAAUUUAUAUGAAUACAAGGUACUGAUCAUUUUUUCCAUAUUGUGAGUAAAUGCUGUUUUAGUAAAUACCCUUUGCUGUUUGUUCCACAGUGAUGCAAGAGAUAUUGGUUUGGCUUUAUGAUGAACACUGAAUUAUGUAUAUCAAUUAUGAUUUACUUAUCACAAAUCUUUUUGCUGUGUGUUAUGACUACAUCUUCAUUCACUCUGCUGCCAUUUCCUAUCAGUUCCUUUUAUUACUCCCAUCUCACUGAUACUGAAUGUAUGAAGUUCACAUUACUAGUAUUAUUUUCAAAAAUUUGUACUCUGAAAACAUCACAAUAGCAGUUGCUGUGAGAAACAUCUUAAGACAUCAUGUGUGAAACACAAAUAAAUGCACAGAGCAUAUAGAACAAAUAAUGAAAAAAGUGACAAAGAAUUUUAUAGCCGUUUUCUUGUGUUGUUCAGAACUCUCCUUAAUGAGGCCACUCAGGUAAUGGACUUGUACAUAAAAAUAAUAUAGAUGUUGUUUAACUUACAGAUUUACAUUCUUCUUCAGAGUUGACAGGAACAGCCGCACAUUUGCAAGACUGAUAUGAUAUUGCUUUAAAUGCUAAUGUAGGCUGGAGAGAAUAUUUUCUUGAGAAUAGGAGUAGGGAGAAACAGAAGGCAUUUGUGUGAAAUGAGAUGAUGUUUAGGCAAGGGGAGAGGAGGAUUGAAGUUUUAAAAAGGAGUGAAGAUGAGCUAGAGACAACUUUACUCACAGGGAGAGAAGAGCAGGAAGUAAGUAAUGAUCAUUAAAUAAAUAAGAACAAAACAAAAAUUAAGGGAGAGGAAGAAACCUAGAGCAAAGAAGAACAAAACCAAAUAAUAUUAAACCAAUGAGAAGGGAGACAAGAAGAAAUGAAUAAAUAUAUAAAAAAUCAAGGAAUGGGAUAGUAACAAAUGAAGGAUUUAGAAGGAAGAAAAAGAGAAAGGGAAUAGAUGUGUGAAAGUGGAAAGAUUGCAGGGGCAGGCAAGGACCUAAGUUGAGAGCAUAGGGUAUUCUGGGUGACCUAGUUGUUCUUACCAAAUACAGACAAUAGAGAAUAGAGUCCAGAUGGCAUAGGUU